AUGGAGAACAACAAGGUUCAAGAGGUCAACACCGGCCUUCAGACCGACGUCAAGGGCGAAAAGACCAAUGAGCAAGUCAAGGCCGCCAACCACGGCAACCUCGAGAAGCAACUCAGCCCGGGCUCCGAGGAGUUCUCUCGUCCCGACGGCAAGUCAGUCGACGACAUCUACGAGCGCAAGGUCUACAUCCUCAACAAGGUCCUCAACGAGGAGAUUGGCAUGGGCAAGGUCCAAUGGCAGCUCUUUUUCCUCUCCGGUUGGGGUUGGAUGGCCGACAACCUCUGGCUCCAGGGUGUUGCCAUUAUCCUUCCUCAGGUCUCGCGUGAGUUCAACAUCGAGAGCAACAUUCGCUGGAUGACCUUCUCGCUCUACAUGGGUCUCAUUCUCGGUGCCGCCCUUUGGGGUAUCAUGGCCGAUGUCAUCGGCCGCCGUCCCUCGUUCAACAUCACGCUCUUCAUUGCCGGUGUCUUUGGUAUCGCCGCCGGUGGCGCCAACAGCUUCGUCGGUCUCGGAGGUCUCUUGGCCGGUCUCGGUUUCGGUCUGGGUGGCAACUUGCCCGUUGACGGCAUGAUGUUCCUCGAAUUCAUCCCCGCCAACAAGCAGUACCUCCUCACGCUCCUCUCCGUCUUCUGGUCGCUCGGUCAACUGCUCGCUUCGCUUGUCGCUUGGGCCUUCAUCGCCAACUACUCGUGCGACGGCAACCAGACCAACACUCCCGGUGAGAACACCGUGCCCUGCGACGUUUCGCGCAACAUGGGCUGGCGUUACACUUUCUACACUCUUGGCGCCCUCACCUUCGUCAUGUUCGUCGCUCGCUUCUUCGUCUUCCGUCUGCCCGAGUCGCCCAAGUACUAUCUCUCCAAGGGCAUGGAUGCCGAGGCUGUCGCGACGCUCAAGGAGAUUGCUCGCAGGAACGGCCGUCCCCUCGGCGACGAUGUCAUCUCGGUCGAGAUCUUCCGCUCUGCCGCUGGCCAGGAGGCCGACAUGACUGUUCGCGAGGUCGAGGAGGAGCCCAAGGGCCUCAAGGCUCUGACCACCGCUCCCUCUCGCAUGCUCAAGGACCUCAAGAACGUCUCUAUCACUCCCGACCUGUCUCACGUCAAGCCUCUGUUCUACGGCUGGCGCAUGGCUACGACCACCUCCAUCCUCUGGGUGCUCUGGUCGCUCAUCGGUCUCGCCUACCCGCUCUACAACGCUUUCUUGCCCAUCUACCUGUCCGAGGCUCAAGGUGUCACUGACACCUCGUCCGUCGACACCACCUACCGCAACUACGCCAUCAUCUCGAUCUGCGGUGUCCCCGGAUCCAUCAUCGCCGCCUGGAUGGUCGAACUGCCCCGUUCCGGCCGUCGUGGCGCUCUCGGCAUCGGCACCAUCCUCACUGGUGUUUUCUUGUUCCUGUUCACCACGGCUUCCAACGAAGGCGCCGUUCUUGGCUUCAACUGCGCCGCCGCCGUCGUUCAAAACAUCAUGUAUGGCGUUCUGUACUGCAUCACCCCGGAAGUGCUUCCUGCUCCUCACCGCGGGACAGGAGACGGAAUUGCUGCGGCGCUGAACCGCGUGUUCGGGUCGAUGGCGCCUAUAAUCGGCAUCUACGCUGGAGGCACUGCCCCUCUGUACGUCGCAGCCUCGCUGUUCUUGUUCUCGGGCGUCCUUUCCUUCUUCAUCCCCCUCGAGUCGCAAGGAAAGAGCGCUUUGUAA
This is a messenger RNA of Kalmanozyma brasiliensis GHG001, 1698 nucleotides long. RefSeq names its product Major facilitator superfamily. Gene Ontology annotation, biological process: transmembrane transport. NCBI's taxonomy places the organism in Eukaryota, Fungi, Basidiomycota, Ustilaginomycetes, Ustilaginales. The record is from RefSeq and is a predicted model, not a curated record. Gene Ontology annotation, molecular function: transmembrane transporter activity. The transcript is spliced from 3 exons. Bases 1 to 1698 code for a protein of 565 amino acids.